GAAUAGAGAGAGGAAAAGAGAAAAAUAGAGAGAAAUAGAGAGAGAGAGAGAGGAAAAGAGAAAAAGCGAGAGAAAUAGAAAGAGAAAGAGAGAGGAAAAGAGAAAAAAACGAAAAGAGUAGAAAUAAGUACCCAGAGCAUAACGAGAGAUUCAACAGAAAAUGAAAGAAUAAUAGAAAAAUUGCAGCGACGUGUAAUUAAGGGACGGGGGUGAAAAAAAUACAAGUAAAAGAAAGUGAGAAAACAAAAGGUAAACUUAUUAAGAGACAAAAGACAUUAUGAGCGAAACAGUGGAAGAGCAAGUGAAGUGAGUUUAAAGAUUAGAGAUUAUUGUAGGGAGCGAGAGAGAGAGAGAGAGUGAGAGUGUGAAACAACAAGGAAUGGUGUAAGAAAAGAGAGUGAAAGACAGCAAUUGAGGCGAUUAGCUGGCGAUGGCAUGAGGACAUUAGUGAGGAGCUUCGGGCCCUGCGAGGAGGAGGAUGAGGAUGGUGGUGGGCGUGAUGGUGCUUGGCCAGCUACUGACGAGAAUCCUGCUCGCAGCACACACAGGCGAUCGUCUUGCGGCGGCUCGCAAAAUUCUUCGCGAUGUGCCUCUAAUCGAUGGACACAACGAUUUACCAUGGAAUAUACGAAAGUUCCUAAAGAACCAGCUGAGAGAAUUCAAGUUUGAUGACCUCAGAAACAUCCCCCCUUGGUCCCAGAGUGCUUGGAGUCAUACAGAUCUCCGGAGACUAAAGGAAGGCAUGGUUGCAGCUCAGUUCUGGUCGGCAUACGUGCCGUGUUCCUCGCAGCAUCUGGACUCAGUGCAACUUGCCCUCGAGCAAAUCGACCUAAUUCGAAGACUGGUCAACAAACAUCCCCAAAAUAUGGUUCUCGUUACCACUGCCGAGGGAAUAGAAGAAGCUCACAAAGAUGGUAGAUUAGCAAGUCUCAUAGGGGUAGAAGGGGGUCAUGCAGUUGGAGCGAGUCUCGCGGUGCUGCGGAUGCUGUACGAGUUAGGAGCAAGAUAUCUCACUCUCACUCAUACAUGUAAUACACCUUGGGCAGACUGCAGCACGGCGGAUGAACCAGGUCAAGUGCCUCACACCGGUGGUCUUUCCAAUUUCGGAAAGAGCGUCGUUCAGGAGAUGAAUAGACUGGGAAUGAUGGUGGACUUAUCACACGUAUCGGUGCCCACAAUGUUAGACGCUAUGAGCACAUCAAAAGCUCCAGUGAUCUUUAGUCAUAGUAGUGCUCACGCCCUCUGUAAUUCCUCGAGAAAUGUUCCAGACCACGCAUUACGUCUUCUGGCCCAAUCAGGAGGCAUAGUGAUGGUAUCAUUCUACCCAUAUUUCAUCAGCUGUGGCGAAAAGUCUACACUAGAAGACGUAGCCGCUCAUAUCAACCAUAUACGAAAAGUGGCUGGAAUCGAUCACGUGGGAAUUGGUGCUGGCUACGAUGGGAUCAAUUUAACACCUACUGGUUUAGAAGAUGUCAGCAAAUAUCCUGAAUUAUUUGCCGAAUUACUCGCGAAAGGCUGGUCGGAAAGAGACAUUCAAAAACUGGCUGGUUUAAAUUUAAUUCGCGUCUUCAAAGCAGUGGAAAAGGUUAGAGAUCAAAUGGCCGAGGACGGUAUGGAGCCAUUGGAGGAGGAAAUUCCCAAAGAGGACAUCAUUGGUCGAGAUUACUGUCGUUAUAAUAUUAAAAGACUGUCCAGUGAUCCUUAAAAACGAGAAGCUUCAAAUGAACGAGCAAAGAAAUUCUAUAAUAUGAAACGUUUAUCGAAUUUCCAAAGUCCCAGUUGUGCCCUAACAAUUCUCAUAUAAUCUCCAAUAUUUGAAAUCUAUUUCUCGAAAAACCUUCUCUCUCUCUCAAUCUAUAAAAGAAAAGAAAAAAAUAAAACCAGUGUACUAUCUCGAAUCAAAAAUAGGUACAUAUAUAAAUUCCAUCAGAAUCAAAAUCAUGUCUUUACCCUUCUCUCUCUCUCUCUCUCCUCCCUUCCAUUUUUAUUAUCAUUUCUCUCCAGUUUCUCAUCAUUUUCUUCCUUAUACAUGAAGCAAAGAAAUCCACCUACUAAUCGGAUUUCUAGAAUUUAUAUUGAAACCCAAGUCAAACUGGUUGGAUAAAUUUUUUCUUUCUCUCAAAACUGA
Messenger RNA from Leptopilina heterotoma, 2128 nucleotides. Its product is annotated as dipeptidase 1. Gene Ontology annotation, biological process: proteolysis. NCBI's taxonomy places the organism in Eukaryota, Metazoa, Arthropoda, Insecta, Hymenoptera, Figitidae. Bases 479 to 1705 code for a protein of 408 amino acids. The record is from RefSeq and is a predicted model, not a curated record. The transcript has 10 exons. Gene Ontology annotation, molecular function: metallodipeptidase activity.